CUGCAACUCCAGGUCCUUUUGCUCUUGUCGCCUCGCCUGCCUACCCACCCACACCCAUAAAGUAGUCGGGAAUGACGCUCUGAUGUUUUGGUGUGCUAUUGGAUACCUGCCACAUAUGCCACACAUGCCACACGCACAGUAGCUACAUCAUCGCCUUAUUAGUCCGCCAGUCCGCCACCCUCACUUGUCAGAACUGACACCUGCGACCAGUCUGAGGGACACUAGCUACCACAGUAGCGCCGUCUGGGCCACAUGUCACAAUCACUGCCCACUACCUAUAGUACCUGGUUGCGGGUACACUGGUAGACACCAGGCCAGAAGGGGCCAGGGCUGGGGCCAGGGCCAGGGCUGCCGUCGUCAACAGGAAGCCAGCAUUGCGCCAGACGGCCUGACGGCGAGCGCACACAGACUCAAACGGUUGCCCGGCAGGGGUCCAAGGCCCAGGAUCCAGGUCCAACGAUCUCCGAAUUGCUGCUACCUUGGUCAGGGGUAGCGUCGGCCACCACCAAUCCGAGAGCUGCCUCAGCACCCACCUCGGCCGCUCUUGCUCACAAGGGCAGCCCGUCUCGACGACCGCCCACGCUCCACGCUCCACGCUCCACCCUGCUGACUGCCUGGCUCCAGGAACCUCCAUCCACAACUCGAGACACUCUCUGCAACACCGCAGGCGCAAACAAAUUCGGACUCUUCCCACCUUUUGCUCUGCCUGUCUCAGCCAAUUGGUCUCCCCUCGUCAUCUGGUCUUGUGUUUCCUUGUUUUCGAAACGUGCUCUGCCCUUGCACUCGACCGCCAACCCGGAAUCAAUCCUCUUUGUACCGCCGCGCCCUCGCUCCCUGCGCCGUCCCAUCCCGGCUGCACGCCCACUGGCCGGUUUCACUACUCGUGACCACACCGUCCUAUUGUAUGGCCUCUUGCCUAUUGUUCAACCACGUUUCGCAUUGUACUUGCGGCCUUCCCAGGCAUCAGUCACCGCCGAUCCGAGAUCGAGCCCACGGAGAUCUCAAACUUUCCCCCCUCACGUCGCCAAACUCUGACACCCACGUCACUUUCCGCCACGACGGUACCGCAGAAUUCCUCGUCUUCCAGAACAAACAAACACAACAGGCGCGUUCAAGGGCCUGCAUAUCAAACUUCACUCUCAAUCAAUCAAUCAUUGCGUCUUGUUCGCAUCGUGAAUCAACACAAUCUUAGUGUCGGGUUACUCAUUACACCACGCCUCGCAGGGCUGUCGUCCAACACGCCCGGCGAAACAUGGCGGGGGCACCGAGAGAGUCGAGCUUCAUGCCGACAAUCAAAUGUUCAUCAUGUGGGCAGCAAGUCGAGCUGUCCAUGAUGGGCGACCAUGUCUGCGGCAACAGCGCAGGUGGUGGCGGCGGUGGCGGCGCCAGCGCUCCUGCCGCGUCCAUCGAUGCGUUCUCACCGCUAUACAAAGGCAUACAUGACAAAAUCAGUGUACCACCAGUUGACACUGCCAUGGCCAAUCGCAGUUAUUCGCGGCAGCCGUUGACACCGCUCAGCUUUUCCAGUGGUUCAAGAAGUGUCUCACCUAGGACGCCAGGUGCCCGACCAAGUAUCGGCAGGGCCGACGAUUAUUUUGCACCUAGCAUCGCCAACGACGACCAGAAUCCCUCCCAGGCGAGGAGGUCUGGAGGCUAUGGCGGCUUCGGCGAUCCAGAUAUGUAUCCUGGUUACGCGCCAGCGAGCCCGCAGAAAAAGGCACCGAGCCUGCUAACGCGCAUGGACGACAUCGCCCCAGGUCCCUUUGGAAAUGGGCAGUCGCCUCCUAGGGGCAGAUUUGGGGGCUCACCGCCACGACGGAUGAACGAUGAGCCUGAGAGGCCCGGUACUUCUGCAUCAUCUGGUAGCAAUGGAGCCGGGAGCAUGGGUCCCCCGAGGGUACCGAGGAAGAACGGCUACGGUGGUUUUGGACCACCCCAGCGAGAAAAUCAGGAUGCGGAUGCCUUCGCUGGUCCAAAUCGGUCCAAGACGUUCCCCAGGCCAAACGAGGAGCUCGAGCCGCCACUACGCACUCCUUCGGCCCCCGGCCCCCGGCCAGAUCGCUACGACAAGUACCGGAAUCCGUCGACAGACAUGAAUGGGCGCAUGGGUCCAGUCGUAACCCGUGCGCCCCCUCCGAGGACGAGCCUAGUGCGCCCGCCGACCUCUGGAGGCAACGGCCCGAGUAUCAACCUUGCUGAAGAGUUUGGAGACAUGAACCCGUAUCACUCACCCUCGGUGUCGGUGUCAUCCUCACUCUCCCAGGGAUCCAGCCAGCCCAGCUAUCCAAGCUCGAGCACGAGUCCCGCUCGCUCCACGGCAUCGGGCCACAAACCAUCCAACACAUCUGGCUUCGACAAUCUAAUGAAUGAUAUACAGGCGUCCAUGGAUGAGCUCAGCCCGAGGGACUUGGACAGCCAGAGGCAGGCGCCGAGCGCCGAAGAGCGAUAUGACCCUGCCAUACAAGGUAGUCGGGCUCCUUCGAUGCCUGCCUCCAAGUUUGACCGAGACGCGCGGGUCGACCCGGCCAUCCAGGGAGGACUUCGAUCAGGAUCCUCGCCUCUGCCGCUGACCCAGGCUCGGGGGUCUCCUCCACGACGCGACCCGGUUGCUCGGGGAUCGCGCGGGAACUGCAGGGCAUGCGGCGAUGCAAUUGUGGGCAAGUCCAUCUCGAGCGCUGAUGGGCGGCUGUCUGGUCGUUACCACAAAGCUUGCUUUGUGUGCACAGACUGCAGCGAGCCUUUCCCGACGGCUGAAUUCUAUGUGCAUGACGAUCGGCCGUACUGCAAGCUCCACUACCACAAGGCCAAUGGCAGCGUUUGUGGGUCAUGCCGUGAUGGCAUCGAAGGACAGUACCUCGAGGAUGAGAGCAUGAAGAAGUACCACGUCCAGUGUUUCCGCUGUGGGGACUGCAAUGUCGUUCUGAGAGAUGGCUACUUCGACGUUGAAGGCAGGGCAUAUUGUGAGAAGGAUGCAUUCAGACGACUGCAGCCCCAGUCGUACAGGCGGAGCCCAUCGAUGAGCUCCCAGCGAAGCUACGGCAGCUCGAACCUCGCACCCCCGGGCAGGCCAGGAAUGCGUGGACCUCCGCCCAGCGGACCUCCUUACCGACCCGGCAUGCCGAUGGGCAACGGCAGACUAGGGCCGCCUAUGGGAGGUGGUCCAGGUAGAGGGCUUGCCCCAUCAGCCCCUAUGCCCAGGAUGGAGAAGAGGAGGACAAGGCUAGGAAUGAUGUAAAAGGCGAAAAUGUUGCAAACGGUUGGCCAUGUCCGGGUAUCCACACCGCCCUGGAUUCGACAUCUUACAAAAGGCUUCGUUUGAUACGGAGCUGUUUCUACCCAGCGCGCGACCGAUAUUGCUCUUUUCUUGGACUUUUGGAUCUCGAUUUCGACUUGAUAUUUCAGCAGCAGCUAGUGCAGCAGCCGCUCUAUACCCCGACUAUUGAUUGCAUCUGCAUUCUUCCUUCAUAUACCCAUUCGCUUCCGGCUUUUAUUGCGACGAGCGCUUGCUUGGUCGUUGCGAGGUGCAGUCGAUUUGCGAUCUAUGUUCUUUGGUGGCACCAAUAACCAUACCGACCUCUUGUCCAUACAGAGGGGUUUUGGAGUGCGCCUCAGCAUUUUUACGGCGUUCAGGCAUUGGGUUUUCGUUGAGGAAAUGAAUUAUUGUGUAGGAUGGCUCCAACCGGACAUGAAGCUCGCAUACGGCCAGCUCAGUCUAUCUUGUUAUAUGGGCGGGCACCUCUAAUACUGCCGAGGCGUAUGCUGGGUCUGGGUCCUUGGCUGAGUGCCAUUCAAACAGGCCAACGAGUCGAGCUUGGCAGAUGGAAGCAGAUGAGAACGGACGGGCCAGAAGGCUCAUUCACGCGACUGGUAUGAUGAGAGGUUACAAGGAGAGACGGCGACCCGAGUCUAGGCGAGGGCGAGGUCACUUGACCGUUUUCGUAUAUAUACCUACUUAUAUACAUCUAACCCACGCUCUGAGCUGGGUAGGUGGAGAUUCUGCAGCCUCUGUACAAUGGCGUGGAAACAUUGAAUAACACAAGAUAAUGCCGAGAA
Molecule: messenger RNA, 4053 nt
Organism: Diaporthe batatas
Lineage: Eukaryota; Fungi; Ascomycota; Sordariomycetes; Diaporthales; Diaporthaceae
Exons: 2
Coding region: 1253-3235 (660 amino acids)
Source: RefSeq, a predicted model, not a curated record